Molecule: messenger RNA, 888 nt
Organism: Phaeodactylum tricornutum CCAP 1055/1
Lineage: Eukaryota; Bacillariophyta; Bacillariophyceae; Surirellales; Neidiaceae
Exons: 2
Coding region: 1-810 (269 amino acids)
Source: RefSeq, a predicted model, not a curated record
AUGUCAUUGGUCCACGCAGCAAAGAUUAAAGAAAUGGACGUGGAAAAGCAAUCUCUUAUGAAAACGAAAGCGGUGGGACCAAUAAAGGCUGCCCCUCGCCUGCUCUCGAACAAAACUUGUCGACAAAGGGCCGACACUGUGCAGCCUCCAUGUUCCACGACUGAAGAAAAGCCUACGGCCCAAGAAUCGCUUUUCUUCCCGUAUCAAAAAAACACCCAUAGAUGCAAAACAGAAAUUCCGACGAUGAUUGUUGCUAUUGCUGGAGGCGACCGUUGCGUAGCCAAACUGGACUCUAGUGCGCACAAAGUGAAGCUCCGCGAUCGAAACGCAACAAGAUAUGGAGUAUAUUUGGGUAGCAAGGUAUGGAAUCGCGCGAGCCGUGAUCUACAUGACUACCGUCUUGUUACUAGAUCCUGCAAUUCAUCGUUACUGGGACGCCCGCUCCAAGGUCCUCCUCCUCUCUGGCGGCCAUCUGCUGUGCCACAUGACCCUUUUACUGUGUGCACUUCUAGAAGUUUGACCCAGCGUGCGAUCUCUCCAAUGAGCGUCACUUCCGAUACAUCGAAUGAUGACAUCUCGUUUGCCGGCAAGGAGGUUGGCCUUCGAGGUGUUUCCCGUGUGAUGAAGCCAAGGUUUGGUCCCAAAUUUACCACCCAGCACCCGCACUUUAAUGGCAGCAAGUGUAUGCAUCAUAUGUUGUCCACGGACGAGAGGAUUUUUCUGGAAGCUGCUGCAAGGCUUGCCACGUAUGGUAAAUCAAAUUAUUUUGUCGAAGGCCGAGGAGCAGGUUCUUUGGUCGAAUUGGGGUGAAGAUAAGCGAGCCUGGAAAACAGUUUUGUGCUUCGUAGUUUCAGGCUUAACACAUUUUAAAGAAGUUGUAUAUUUCAA